UCAGUGGAGAACAUCCAGCAUCUGUCCCGGGGAGCUCAUGCAAGCAUGUCGUUUGAGAACCUCAUCACAUCAUUGCAAGACUGUGUGAUCGCUGAUCACCAAGACCCUGAACAUGUCAGACAAACCCUCACGCGGUUUUAUGAUAAACUAUCUGAAUCUUCCAGGAGUGGUGUGAAGAGAUGUAAAGAGCGCUGUUUGGACGAGGCCGUCCAGCUGUUGAGACAAAUACCGGAGCUGCAGCUGCGCGGUUUGGGGGACACUUAUUUAUUGCUCCUUGUCAGACUGCUUCUUUCACUGCAAUUAAAAAUGGCCAGCCUCUCCACACCCUGUCGGAAAGUGGAUCAGAUGCUGCAACAUCUGGCAAAGGUGGACCACCAGUUGGUUUUUAGAGAAACCCUCAAUAGUUUGCACUCCAUAGUCCACAGUGAUCAGAUUCUGUCUCUAGAGGACUUGCAGAGAGCAUCUAUGUUCCUGGAAGACAGCGUUGCUGGUCGUGAUGUGUGCUGCGAAUCAUGUGUGUCCAUGCUGACUAAAGUCUCUGAGUUAUUCCCUGUUGUAUUGCAAAAUGAGUCUCUGAGAGAUGGACAGCUGUGCUACGUUGCAGUCAAGGUAUGUCUGCAAAUAUUCCAGCUGUUGUCCAGUGAAGUUGCUCCUCUUGUGUGGAAAGAAGACCAGAGGAGCUCACCUGUGCAGAAGAUCCUGCAGGCACUACUGGGCAUAAUUCUCGGACAGUGCUGCAACAGGGACACUCGGCUGUUGGCAGGCACUGCUGUGGCCAUGCUGAUCAACACGGCAUCAGACAGCCGGGCUGGAGGAGCUGCUGCCUGGAGUCUGCUGCAAGUCAUUCACCGAGAGCCCUGGCUGCUGACUGUCGGUGUCCUGCAGGUUGAGUGCAGCCCCACAGGGAAAGAUGGAGUGGACCAGCUGGCGAUUAGCAGAGGACUCCUGACCUGCUGUCGCCCUCACAUCUUACUCUGUUCACGCGACGAUUCCACUAAAAGAAGUCUCCUGCUGGACGGUUUGUUUCCUGUGGUUUACGAGUUGAGUGAGCAGAAGCUGGAUUGUCACUACUUUGCCUUUGAAGUGUUAACACUUUGGUUGAAGAGAGUGAAGGACUGUCUGGGGGAUCUCUGGAAGAUGACAGACGCCCGCUUUCUGCCUGACAACAGCAGCCUGCUGAAGCAGCUCAAUCACGUCAUCUGGACCAAUGCAGAAAGCCCAGUGGAAGGCGUGCCUGAAUUUGCGAGCAGCGCCUUUGUUCUGCUGCUGAACCUCUAUGACAUGGACUGUAAGCAGUUUUGCGAUGCUGAGAGGACGUUUCAUUCCACCCUGCUUCAAAGAAUCAUGAAGCUGCCUUGGGAGGCGAAAGCCAAAUAUCAUCACCUUUGUGCUCUGCUACCAUAUCUUGGUGUUGACUUGGUGAUGGAUCAAUAUGGUGCAAUACGUUGUCAUAUCCUCAAGUGCCUAUCGACCAAUCGCCUGUCACCUUGUGGAUCAGAGCUUUACAAACGUAUGAUCCAGCAGCAGAGGCGAGAGCUUUGCAGCGGCCCGCGAAAGACUGGCUCAGUCACGGAGCUGGAUCUGGCGGCGCGCUGGGCCAAUCACUGGCAACGUGUCAUUUACGACGCUCUCACAUCCGACGUGACUCUGCUACAGAGCAACAGUGCAACACACUUAUUGCCCUGCACCUUUCAGGUCUUCCCCUCUGCCGUGGAGUAUCUACUGGCCUCUCUAGACCCUCAUGCCCCCGGCCACCUCCACGCGUGGGCCUGUAUCUUGAGCUCUUACCGAGCCGUUACCGGUCGCUCUCCCUGGUCUCUCCAGGGCGGCUCCACCUUCCAGACGCUGCAGCUGGCUCUAGGGGCAGCAGAUGACAAAAUCCGUCUCGCCGCUCUCAAUCUGCUCUGCUGCAGCCCCAAGACUAAAGAGAGCCCUACCAUGGAGGAGAUAACAAUCAUGAAGAAGUUAAUUCCUCAGAACCUUAACUCCGAGUCGUCACCGUUUCGCCAGCAUUUUCAGGCAGGAGUGAAGAGGUUUGUGGCCCGUAUCAGAGAUAGCUGCUUGGCACUUAUGAGAGCACCAAAGGGCAAAAAGAAAGAGGAUGCCGCCAUCGUGGAGACGAUGCAGGACAUGCUGAAGCAAGGGAUUGGCUUUGUGGAUUGGUUAGGUGAGCUUCCAUACAGCUACCUGGCACCAGGACACAGUUAUCAGAGGAAGAAGACUGCAUUGCUGCUGCUGUCUGCAGUGCUGGAGACCUGCACAGACACCUGGAGGCCAGACAAGAAAAAGGGACAACCCCCAGCAAAUAUGGGGACUCUGAUUAACAGAGCCAGACAGAGAGGACAGUGGGAUUUCUUCAGCAGGACCAAACAGCUGGUCCUGAUCAGCUGUUUAGAAGAUUCCACAAAUGAGAUUCGGGAACUUUCUGCUGGGUUGUUGUUGAGGUUUUUCCCGCCCAGUUUCCCAAAUGAUAUCACUGAAGUGCUGAACAUGAGAAGCAAGCAGCUUGUGUGCAGCCCGCGGGUGCAGGAGGCUCAGAUGGGAGCACUUAUGAUGAAAGUCCUGCUUCUGAAAUCAGGAGAUGAAUGUGAGAAUAACAGGCUUGACAGCAACUUAACUGUCAGCAGUGGAAGAAAUAUGAAAACCUCCUGCUUGGUCAGAGUCCUGGUGAAGGAGCUGGAGCAGCACUACCAGACGGCCAAAGUAAAUAUGAUGCUUGCGGCCCGAACCAAGCCUAUCCAUGGCGUGCUGAGUGCCCUCCAGAGCUGUCUGCUUGAGGCACCGGACGGUGUCUGUGUCACACUCGACCGCAGUGUGACUGCUGAGGUGUUGGGCCUUCUGGAGAACAUCUCUCUGCUGCUGCUCGGUGUCCUGCAGGGAGACUGCGAUGCUUCUGCAGCUGAAAAGGACACUCUACCUUCCUUUUGUGAUAUGGGAAAUGCUAUCAACUCCUUGAUAUCCCAAGAAUGUGGCGAUGGCCAGGUAGAUGGAGAGGAGUGUGUCCUGCUGUCUGAAGAGCACAGUCUUGUUCUCACCUGCUGCUGGGUCUCCCUCAAGGAAAUAGGAAUUUUUUUAGGUUCUUUGGUGGAAAAAAUUCUCACAGAAGCCAAACAACCGAGCGAGUGCCUUUUAACCAAACAGGAUCUAAUGAGAGCAUCAAAAGUGUUUAAGAAUAUUCUUCUAAAGUGCCGUCACUGGGGGGCAGUAGAGGGCUGCUCCUUCGGCUUCACAAAGUUCUGCGCCUCCUUGCUGAGCAGCAGUGAUCCCGAGAUUAAUAAUAUUCCAGCCCAAAUGCUGAAACUAGGACUGCAGGUUGUGCAGUGCCCUCGUUCCACAUCUGUGACCCGGCGGGCCGCAGGGCUGCCUAUGUUGAUCCUGUGUGUCGUGUCAGCGGAGGAGGCCAGUAAAGCGAGGCCGCUGUUGGCCCUCUGCGUGCAAACCUUACUAGAAACAGCCAAAACCCCACUGAACGAGAACUGGGACCAAACACUGGAUCUGCCCCAGGUGUGUGCGGUACACACACUGCAGGCCCUGGUGCGUGGCGCAGGUUUGGGAGUAGCCGUCCUUCAGUUUGCACCUGCAGUAGCCAUGUUGUCGCUCACUCUGAUCAGUUCUCCCUGCUGGGCCAUGAGGAAUGCCGCUCUGCAGCUUUACAGCUCUCUCUGUUCGCGGAUCCUUGGCCAGCGGUCCAGCAGUGAAGAGGCCGGCCCAACCCAGCACAGCAUGUCCCCCCCUGCCUUCUUCUUUCAUUAUCCUGCUCUCCAACCAUUUCUUCUUGGUGAGCUCAGAGGAGCUUCACAAGAUCUCCAGCAUCCAUCCAAUAAGGCCAAGUUGCACCUCCAGCCCUCUCUCUACCCAAUUCUGACUCUGUUGGCCCAACUCCAGCCUGGUGUCCAAGAUUCAACAGAAACUUUGUCGGACUUCCUGCCUCCCUUGCUCCAGCUGUCUGCCAGUCCUAUUUACAGUGUGAGGGUGAUGGCUUCUAAAGCUCUGGUUGCCAUGACUUCCCCCUCAGAGUACAUGAACAUCCUCAUCAGCCUGACUGCUCAGGUACCCGGUCCUCAGGAGAACUGCUGCCACAAUCACCUCCAUGGACAGCUGCUGCAGAUCAAGGCCAUUCUGGAAAGAGCUCUCUGCACAGACAGUGCCCCUUCAGAUGAGCUGUGUCAGGUGCUUACCAGGAUGUACGCCUCACAGUGGCUGGCGACUGAAACCCAGCGCUGCCCGCUGGUGAGAGCCGCAUACCUCGCUGUGGUUCACUCUCUAAGAAGACACUGUUCUGAGGACUUCCUGUCACAGCUCAGUGAUGCACUCAUCCACAACCUCCAGAACCCUCAGCAGGGCCUUCAGGUUGGGUUGUCAGCCUUCCAUCAACAAGCCAUCCAUUUCCUAUGUGCAGAUCUAAAGUGGACGUGUAAAAUCUGGGAGAUGUUCUCUGCAACCAGCCUUGAUAUCAGGCUCUCCAUGGUUACGUGGGUGCAGGAUGGGCGGGCACUGAAGCAGACUGUUUUGAAAGAAGUGAUCCAGAAGGUGUUGCAUUCUAACUUACAGAAAGCUUUAUUGAGCCACAGUGUGGAGUACCGCACCACCUACCUCGCUGCCCUGGUAGUAGUGAUGACAGAUGGGGACUCUGUUUUACCGCACUCGACACCACUAGCGGAACCUUUUCUGCCCGAGUGUCUGGAUUUGUUGCUUACGAAUCUGGAGGACCAGAGAGGCGGACCAGAGUUCCUGUCCCAGGCUCUGCGUGCUGCCAGUCUGCUGCUUUCUCGCUUGUCUGACUCCAGUGCCAAGAUGUCAAUGCUCCAGCGCUGCUGUGGCAUUUUGGAACGUCAGCGAGCCCCAGACACCCCUGAAGUGCUCAGGAUGGCUUGUGGCGAAGCUCUUUGUGUUGCCAUAGUUCCACUUCUGAGCAGCCUGAGUGACUCCAACACUCUCCCAGCCAUCAUGAUCAGGUUGAUCAGUACCGGCCUUUACUUGCUGCAGGACCAAAGCCAACAGGUGAGACAGAAAGCUGCCUGUUUUGCUUCUUUGCUCCAUCUCACAAGAGGAGGAGGACAGAACCAGAGGAGCAUCUACUUAAUGCAGGUCAACCAGGCGCUGCCGUUCCUGCUGGACCUGCUGCUGGAGGAAUGCUGGGAUACUCCUGGCACACUGGAGGUGCUGCUGUCUCACCUGCCUCAGACUGACCUCAGAUCUGUGCUGAAAGAAGCCUCUGCAGCAGGAGGGUGCUCCAGCUUGUAUGAGCAGGAUGAAGCCAAUGUGUUUGCAGAGCCCUCUGUCAUGUCUGCACAUGUGCUGCCUUACCUGCUGCAGAUGGCAGAGAAAUCCUCUCAGUCCUCCUCUGUGGCGCAGAGCCUUAACCGCUGGGCAGAGGAGAGCGCUGCUCAGGUGUUGGAUAAUCUUGCAGCCUGCAAACAGCUCCAUCCAGGUGAGACACUGACUCCCUCUUGGCUGGCUCUUCUUAUGGACCCCCAUUUGCACAGCACCCUGUGCGGCCUGUUCACCAGGGCUGUAUUCCUCCUCCGCCUGCUGAAAAGCUCAGAUGUCAUUAAACACCUUUGUGAUCUUUCAUCCAUGCACAUGAGUUUACAGGAAAUUUGUGGGCUGCUCUGUCAGAACGGCAUCUUCUUCCCCUCUGCUUUAACUUCUGCCGUGGCUGGAGAGCUUCCACUGUGACGGAGCACAGGGGUCAUUUUUGAACACUAGAGCGGACCCUUUUCACCAAUGUGAACCCGGAUGAAAUCACAUCUUUUAUGAAUGCACAAGACAUGCACAUAAACAGUCCUAGUCUUAAAUGAGUAUUGCAUUUGCUGAUGUGGCAGUACACCGGCACUCAGGAGAAAUGGAAACGUUUGGGAGGUGCUGUCAUUUGUAAUGAGAAUUUUAAACAGUGUUAGAAUAAAAUGUUAUUAUCCGGUCACCGAAGAGUAGACAGAGCAUAGUUCUCCUUGUUCCUAUUGUUCUCUGCUCUGCAACUGCAGCGAGUCGGACUGAUGCAGUGAUGUAAUGCAACAGCAUCUGGGGAAAUGGCAGGCUCUGUACCAGCAGGGGAAUAUGGUGUGUGGUUUAAUGCUCCAUUAGGGGCAUUCUGCCUGGACAAGUAUCCAUUUUCCUACCACACGUGGACUGCUGAUGAGUGAGUGGAUCUGAUGGAGAGCCGGUGGUUGCCCCGCAACGGCUGCACUAGAGCAGAUUUACAUCAUCAGAUUGCUGUGGUUUGAGAUGGAUAGCUCUCAGGAUAAGACAAACAUGGACUUGGCUGCGUUAGGUUUCUUAUACACUGUGUGUUUUUAACAGAGAUGAUUCACUUCUAAAUGUACAUCAGGAUAUCAGUGUAAAAUAAGAGUUUCGUUUUUUUAAAUUUUUGUAAUGUUUUCGUUAACUCUGCAUUUUGUAAGCAUGAACUGUUGAACUAUUGUGCAUUGAGUUAUAUGGCAGCUAAUACACAAAGUUAGUUAUAGUGGGUCAAACAUAAAUCUCAUGCAUUUAUUUUUUUUUAUGACUCAAAUUCAACACCCAAAGUUAAGAGAGCAUUGACAUGAACAUACCUCAGAGGACCCAAAAGGGGCACAAAACAGACUAAAAUGGAAGUGGAACCUGUGAGGCACAACCUUUUCUGAUUAAUCUUAAUUCAUCUUAUCAAAAGUUCAUCAAAUGUGUUAAUUAUCCCUAACUUGAUGAUACCUAACAUAGGCAUUCACAUAAAAGCAAAGUUUGUAGAUUCAAGAGUAAUUCAAGGCAAAGCCUCACAGCGCAAACUCUAACUUUAAGGAAAUGGUAUCAAACCCAUCCUAUGUGAGAUUUUCACAACUUUUCAGUGAUUUUUUUUUUAUCAUAUGGCAUGGUAAUUAUAUUUUGUAAUUAACUGUGUGUAAACAAUAUAAUUAUAUUUUUUCUUAUUCUUGAAAACAAA
Messenger RNA from Cololabis saira (Pacific saury), 6916 nucleotides. Its product is annotated as tRNA (32-2'-O)-methyltransferase regulator THADA. The transcript has 31 exons. The record is from RefSeq and is a predicted model, not a curated record. Gene Ontology annotation, biological process: tRNA methylation. NCBI's taxonomy places the organism in Eukaryota, Metazoa, Chordata, Actinopteri, Beloniformes, Belonidae. The coding region runs from base 46 to 5679 and encodes 1877 amino acids. Gene Ontology annotation, cellular component: cytosol.